UUUCGUUUACUGCAAAAACCAGGAGAUCACAAUUACAAAAAGAAAAAAAAAGGCGUUUAUUGAACGAAUUCUCAUUUCGUCUGAGAUCAAUAUUUCAUCAAUUCGCUCUCGGUCGGACCUCGAAAACGGCGUCGUUAUGGAAGCUUAGCUCUGUUUGCUGAUCGAUCUCUGAGGCACAGUUUUUCCAGAUCCGAAUCCCUCUUUGCGGAAUGGCUUCGUGGCUCAAAGCUGCUGAAGAUUUAUUUGAGGUUGUAGAUAGAAGAGCAAAGCUAGUUGUCAGUGAGUUGGCAGAUGAGCAGCCUGAAUCUCAAUCUUCAGCUUCUAAUGGGCAAGGAUCACAAGCAAAGAGAACAAGGCCAAAGACAAAGGUUCAAAAGGGACAGUCAGCUGAUGGGACUUCCAAAACGAGUGAUGACGUAUGUGAACAGACUAGCCUUACACCGCCAGUAAAUGUAACACCUGAAAAAGAUAUGGAUACCCUUCUGAAUAAAAAUGACGGGACCCCUUCUGGCAAGUCUGUGGUCCAAACAACCAACGAGCAGCAAGAAAAUUUUAAAAAUGAUUCCCCAAUGUUAGGCAUUCCUAUAACAGAAGCCUUAGCAAAUGAUGUCAAUAAAAAUGAUUCUGGUCUUGUGGAAGUGCCAGUGACUGUUACUGAUAGGGAAGAUGUCGCAUCAACUCCAAAUGGUGAGCUUCUCAAUGAGAGCACCUCAGAAGUUCGUGAAGAAAAUUCCUCACCACUACUUGCCAAACAAGUUGAGAUUGUGAGUAAACAUCACCCAGUGGAGGAUGAUUCUGUUACCAAAUCGGGAAGUUUUGAUGUUCCCCCCAAGACUGACCAAGAGAAUCCUCAGUCUGAGAACACUGAAGCACCAAAUAAUAGUGAAACUCAAUCCAAAGCUGCUGAUGUCAAGGUUGAACCUCUUAACAAUCAAAAGAAGCAACAGGAGCAAAAAGCUGAUUCAGCUCCCAAGAAAGUACAGGAACAACUUGAUGAGGCUCAAGGACUGCUUAAAACUGCAAUUUCAACCGGUCAGUCUAAAGAGGCAAGGUUGGCCAGGGUUUGUGCUGGACUUUCAUCGCGACUUCAAGAAUACAAAGCUGAAAAUGCACAGCUGGAGGAACUUCUCGUUGCAGAGAGAGAGCUUAGUAAAUCAUAUGAGUCACGCAUAAAGCAACUACAACAAGACUUGUCAGAAUCCAAGACUGAGGUCACAAGAGUAGAAUCAAACAUGUCUGAGGCCUUGGCAGCAAAGAAUUCCGAAAUUGAGGCUCUUGUCAGUUCCAUGGAUGCACUUAAGAAACAGGCUGCUUUAUCUGAAGGACAUCUGGCUUCACUGCAGGCAAACAUGGAGUCUAUCAUGAGAAAUAGGGAGCUUACGGAAACGAGAAUGAUGCAGGCUCUACGUGAGGAGCUGGCUUCUGCAGAACGGAGAGCAGAAGAAGAGCGGGCAGCACAUAAUGCUACAAAAAUGGCCUCUAUGGAAAGGGAAGUGGAACUGGAACAUAGAGCCAUAGAGGCUUCAACGGCCCUUGCAAGGAUACAGAGAGUAGCGGACGAGAGGACGGCAAAGGCAGCAGAGCUUGAGCAGAAGGUGGCACUGCUUGAGGUAGAAUGUGCAAACUUGAAUCAAGAGCUGCGAGAUAUGGAAGCUCGUGUUCGGCGUGGACAAAAAAAGUCUCCAGAAGAGGCAAACCAAGCGAUUCAGAUUCAGGCCUGGCAACAAGAAGUGGAACGUGCUCGACAGGGUCAAAGGGAUGCUGAGAGCAAGCUUUCUUCUUUAGAGGCUGAAGUGCAAAAAAUGAGAGUUGAAAUGGCUGCCAUGAAGAGGGAUGCUGAGCAUUACUCACGUCAGGAGCACAUGGAACUAGAGAAACGCUACCGUGAACUAACUGAUUUGUUGUACUACAAGCAAACACAGUUGGAAACCAUGGCUAGUGAGAAAGCUGCAGCAGAAUUUCACUUGGAGAAGGAGUUGAAGCGUCUUCAUGAAGCGCAGGCAGAGGCAGAAAGAAGUAGAGUUUCUCGCCGGGCAUCAUCAUCUUGGGAAGAAGAUACUGAAAUGAAGACACUUGAGACACUUCCUUUGCAUCAUCGUCACAUGGCGGCGGCAAGUAUGCAGUUGCAGAAGGCAGCGAAGCUAUUGGAUUCGGGAGCCGUCAGGGCUACAAGAUUUCUUUGGCGGUAUCCCACAGCCCGAGUUAUACUGCUUUUCUACUUGGUAUUCGUACAUCUCUUCUUAAUGUAUCUAUUGCAUAGACUUCAGGAGCAAGCAGAUGAUUUAUCUGCCAGCGAAGUUGCGAAGUCCAUGGGACUUUCCAACCCGACCUUACCAUGAUUGAGUAGCUGCUCUCAAACUGUGCCACACACAAUUUUUGCGAGCCAGAAAUUCCUUGAAUAUGAUGCAGUUAUAAGCAAUAAAAGAGUAGAAGUUCAUCUUUCACUGAAUGAAAGGAUUUAUGUGGUGAAAGCCAAUUCUGAAGAAACGGCUGCAUACCGGAAAUGGGAAACUGGGGGUUUCACUGAAGGUACCCAUUCUGUUUUUGGGGCUCGAGGAAUUGCAAGAUAUUGAUGUAUGAUACCAAAAGUAUAACACUGCCAUGUCUUUUGAGUCUUUGACCCUAAUGCUUAUAAAAAGUAUUGGGUAUUUCUUGAAGACCCAAACUUGCCUUUGGCGCAGCAGAUUUGGACUUUCUGUGUUUUUAGUCGGCCAAUUGCCUAUUCUUCUUGUUUUUGCAUUUUGUUCAGAAAUCACUUAUUGACAAGCUUUUACCUCUGAAAAACGGUAUGCUUAUGUAAAGUCAUCAUGACUGAGGUUCAUACUUAAUGAAAUGUGAAAAUUCAUCGAAUUGUAAACAGUUGAGGAGCUGAAUUCACUUGGAGUGGAGCCAAAAUAGUGCUGUCA
Morus notabilis is the source of this 2906-nucleotide messenger RNA. RefSeq names its product golgin candidate 1. Gene Ontology annotation, cellular component: Golgi cisterna; Golgi membrane. The transcript has 21 exons. The record is from RefSeq and is a predicted model, not a curated record. Gene Ontology annotation, biological process: retrograde transport, vesicle recycling within Golgi; Golgi organization. Lineage: Eukaryota; Viridiplantae; Streptophyta; Magnoliopsida; Rosales; Moraceae. Bases 210 to 2339 code for a protein of 709 amino acids.